AUGGUUGGGUUUAAUUUUUUCCGUAUUCUAGGAGACAUUUCCCAUACUCUCUCAAAAUGUAUCCUCAUAUUCGCCAUUCACCGUAACUCCUCUGCGGAAGGUGUCUCCCUGAUAACCCAAUCUCUCUAUGCCCUCGUCUUUAUAACUCGCUACCUGGAUCUCUUCUCUGGAAUUUUCAUCCUCUGGAAUUUCGUCCUCAAAGUCUUCUAUAUAGGUUCCUCUCUUUAUAUUCUCUUUUUGAUGUUAAGAGUGUAUGCGAGAACUAGGGAAAGAGAAAAGGCAUGGAAGCUUGGAGGAUUGUGUUUUGUGGGAAGUGCUGUAUUGGCACCGAUUGCGAUGAUGAUUUUUGAGAGGAAGUAUGGUUGGGGUUUUAUGGAGGUCCUCUGGGUCUUCUCCAUUCUUCUCGAAUCUACCUGCAUCCUCCCUCAACUCCUUCUUCUCCGUCAAACAACAGUUCCCACGGUCCUCGAUUCUUUCUACCUCGUAACACUCGGUUCCUACCGUUUCUUUUACAUCUUGAAUUGGAUUUGGCGUUCCUUAGAUAUCAAUGAUCGUUCUCCAGAUGCGAUAUCAAUUAUUGGUGGUGUGAUCCAAACAGCGUUUUACAUCGAUUUUGCUUGGGUUUAUUACACAAGACAAAGAGUCAAGUUGAGGAAUGGAGGAGUUGUUGAUGCGGAUGAUAUCAGUAGAGGCUGGUUAUUGAAUAGAGUGUUGGGCAACAAACAUAUGGUCGGUACGGAUGAUGAUGAUGAAGGGGAUGAGGAAGCAAAUACUGUCGGUAGACAAGAGCCAAAUCGAAAUGGUACUAAAUGGGGAGCAAGAGGUAUUUCAGUUAGUGCAGAUGAGGGAGUUCUCGUAGGCGAAAGUCAAAGACAGGCAGGAUAUGAAGGACAAGAAAGUGGAGUUAUUGGUGCGGAUGUGGAUAAAGAUGCAAGAAUGAAGGACCCCGAUGAGUUGGCGAGAAUUUUGGAUGAGGAUGAGGGGGAAGAAAGUGAAGAGGAUGGAACAUUACCUAUACCUGGAGAGAAUGGAAGUGGAGUCAGCAAUGGAUCGGAGUGGAGGGGAUAG
This is a messenger RNA of Botrytis byssoidea, 1068 nucleotides long. RefSeq lists its product as uncharacterized. Gene Ontology annotation, biological process: protein retention in ER lumen; endoplasmic reticulum to Golgi vesicle-mediated transport. The transcript has 4 exons. Gene Ontology annotation, molecular function: ER lumen protein retrieval receptor activity. Lineage: Eukaryota; Fungi; Ascomycota; Leotiomycetes; Helotiales; Sclerotiniaceae. The record is from RefSeq and is a predicted model, not a curated record. Gene Ontology annotation, cellular component: membrane; endoplasmic reticulum; cis-Golgi network. Bases 1 to 1068 code for a protein of 355 amino acids.